Messenger RNA from Symbiodinium natans, 1026 nucleotides. NCBI's taxonomy places the organism in Eukaryota, Dinophyceae, Suessiales, Symbiodiniaceae. The record is from the annotation of a GenBank genome assembly.
AUGGAAGCAGAGCAAGAACGUCUGCUGCAACGAUUGCGGGAUGCAAGACAAGCCUCCCUCCAACCGACGCAGAAACACUGUGAUCUACCUGGCGACCAGCAGGAGGGCGACGAAGAGCACGCGAGGACGUGCCUGAAAGGCCUAUCAUGCGCUCGUUGCUAUUUCGCGGCUGGUUUCCUGGGUGGCUUGCGGCGGGGCAGCAAGAAAGUCUGUCCCCUCUUGAAGCAGCAUGCCUGGAGCGAGAAGUUCCAAUUCAAGCAUGCAGCUACAGGAGAGAUGAAGACCUGGCUGACACAGCGUCCGGUUUCGUUCGCUGGCCCUUGGGCGUUUGGGUGCUGGCUCUGCAAUUCCUUCAGUGGCAAGUCCCAACAAUCCUUCGCCAACUUGACUGUCACCAGCAAGGAGAUGCUGCAGGUUUCAGUCUUGGCCGAACACGCAACGAGCCGGCAUCACCUGAGGGCCUUGUCACAGGCGGAGGCCAGAACUGAUGAAGCUGCUGCGUCAUCCUGGGAUUCUGCCACGCCGUCGCUGAAUCGUUUCAUGAUGGCUGCCACCAUAGUUGGCAGGCACGACAGCUUCGAGGACUUCCGCCAGUUCUGCAAAUCCCAGGACCUGCAGAGCGACAACAGCAAACGCGUGUGCAGGCAAAUUGUGACUUCCAUGAGCACCGUGCUGUCAGAGCUCGACAGACAGGUUUUUCAGAAGGCCAACAUGGGCUGCUUGUGCUUGGAUGAACGAGACGGGAUCGUUCUUGUAAGGGGUCGCUUCUUUUACAGAGGCUUGAAAGGCACCAGCCUCCCUGCCAUGGGCGUCUACGAGUGCCUGGUGGGCAUAGCUCGCGAUUUCGGGCCCAGCCCCGACAAUGUGAAAGCAGCUGUGGGUGCCGUGCUGAAACAGGCCGUCACAGUGAAGCGCGGCCUGCGUGAGAAGGACGGGCAAUCUGGAGCACAAGAUGCUGUGGACGGGGAGCUGCACAAACAUCUGACGGACAAGGGUUGGAACAGCGUUUCAUUGGAUGAUGGUUGA